UCAUAAGGGUCUUAGCUGUUUUGAGUCCUGAAGAGAAGCCUAAAAGAGAGAUAAGGGAACUUAGCUUGCCAAGCUCCAAGGAAACUAUCUAUUCUCCUUCUCUCUCUCUCUCUCUCGAAAAUUUUUUGAGAUUAGAAAGAACAGAGAAAGCAGAGUAUCAGUAGCGCUGUCAGGAAAAAAAAUGGUUGCACCUCUGUCAACUUGGCCUUGGGAGAACUUGGGACUUUUCAAGUAUCUGCUUUACGGCCCUUUAGCUGCAAAGGUUUUGUAUUCAUGGAUCUAUGAGGAUACCCUUAAGGAUCUCUGGUGUCUUCAUAUUCUUCUAAUCUGUGCUUUGAGAGGAUUAAUUCAUCAGCUAUGGAGCUCCUACGGUAGCAUGCUUUUCCUAACUCGCAAUCGCCGGAUUAAGCAGCAAGGAGUUGAUUUCAAACAGAUUGACAGAGAGUGGGACUGGGACAACUUUAUAAUUCUUCAGGCUUUGUUAGCUUCCAUGGCCUGCUUGAUCUUCCCAUCCUUGGAUGGCCUUCCUCUCUGGAACUCAAAAGGAUUUAUUGCCUUAUUUUUACUGCAUGUGACAAUUUCGGAGCCCGUAUAUUAUUGGGCGCAUAGGGUUUUCCAUGAAAGCUACCUUUUCACCCAUUAUCAUUCACUUCACCACUCAUCUCCUGUACCCCAUCCCUUUACAGCUGGACAUGCAACAUUUCUAGAGCACCUUGUAUUAUGUGUAGUCAUCGGAAUUCCCAUGACGGGGUCUGUUCUGAUGGGGUAUGGAUCCACAAGCAUGAUUUACAGCUAUGUUUUGGCUUUUGAUUUUCUCAGAUGCCUGGGGCAUUCCAAUGUUGAAGUUGUUCCCCAUGAAAUUUUCAACAAGUUGCCUUUCCUUAGAUAUUUGAUUCACACCCCCACGUACCAUAGCCUGCACCACACAGAGAUGGGGACCAACUUCUGUCUCUUCAUGCCGUUGUUUGACGCAAUGGGGAAGACACUUAAGAGCAACUCGUGGCAAAUACACGAGAAAAUUAGUUCGGAUUCAGCGAAAUAUGGGAGGGUACCAGACUUUGUGUUCUUAGCGCAUGUCGUGGACAUAACCUCGGCGAUGCAUGUACCAUUCGUAUUCAGAUCAUUUUCAUCAAUACCAUUCUCCACAAGGAUCUUUCUACUGCCUCUUUGGCCUAUAACUUUUAUGGUUAUGCUAAUCAUGUGGGCGUGGUCUAAAACCUUCCUCAUCACUUUCUACAAUCUUAGAGGCCGUUUGCACCAGACAUGGGCCGUUCCUAGAUUCGGCUUUCAGUAUUUCUUACCGUUUGCAACGGACGGCAUCAACAAGCACAUAGAGGAGGCCAUUCUAAGGGCUGAUAGGAUGGGAGUCAAGGUCAUUAGUCUUGCUGCAUUAAAUAAGAAUGAAGCGCUCAAUGGAGGAGGGACACUCUUUGUUGACAAGCAUCCAGACCUUAAAGUCAGAGUUGUCCAUGGCAAUACCUUGACUGCUGCAGUUAUUCUGAACGAAAUUCCUGAGGAUGUGAAAGAAGUGUUUCUAACAGGAGCUACUUCCAAGCUUGGUAGAGCAAUUGCCCUCUACCUUUGUCGAAGGAGAGUACGCGUUCUGAUGUUGACUUUAUCAACCGAAAGAUUUCAAAAAAUACAAAAGGAAGCCCCAGCGGAUUGCCAGAACUACCUGGUCCAGGUGACCAAAUACCAAGCUGCUCAAAAUUGUAAGACAUGGAUUGUGGGCAAGUGGAUAACACCAAGGGAGCAAAGCUGGGCUCCAUCCGGAGCACAUUUUCAUCAAUUUGUGGUCCCACCCAUUUUGGCCUUUAGAAGGGACUGCACAUACGGCGAUCUCGCAGCCAUGAGGUUGCCUGAUGAUGUUGAAGGGCUUGGGAGUUGUGAGUACACCAUGGAGAGAGGAGUUGUGCACGCAUGUCAUGCAGGUGGGGUGGUUCAUCAGCUAGAAGGCUGGACUCACCACGAAGUUGGGGCGAUUGAUGUCGAUAGAAUCGAUCUAGUCUGGGAAGCUGCUCUCAAGCAUGGUCUAAGGCCAGUAUCAAGUACCGUAAACAAGCAAGAUAAUUCAUUAUAAUACCAUGAAAAGGAAAACGGGAAAUUGAAAACUGAAAGUUGAUUGUAACGACAGGUUUUUUUGGUUUUUUCUUUUUGUUCUUUUGUGAUAAGGUGUUUGGUCAAAAGAAAUAUGGUUCAGUUACAACUGAUCGUCACAUGAAGUGUCAUGCAAUAUGUACUUGAUACAUUGAUUUAUACCUUGAUUAAGCAAGGUAUAACUAUAUGUUUUAUUUUUAAUUCUUGUCUUACUUUUACAUGGAAUUUUGUUGUUCCAAGAUAAAACUAGAAAUAUAGUAAUGCCAAUUUCAGAAACAA
This is a messenger RNA of Theobroma cacao (cacao), 2376 nucleotides long. It is a transcript of the gene CER3, whose product is annotated as Fatty acid hydroxylase superfamily. The record is from RefSeq and is a predicted model, not a curated record. NCBI's taxonomy places the organism in Eukaryota, Viridiplantae, Streptophyta, Magnoliopsida, Malvales, Malvaceae. Gene Ontology annotation, molecular function: oxidoreductase activity; iron ion binding. Gene Ontology annotation, biological process: lipid biosynthetic process.